AUGGAAAUCAUCCUCGCCGGUACAACUGGGCUCAUAGGCCAAGAGGUCCUCACUCAGUGCCUGGCCCACCCCUCAAUCACCUCCAUCCUCGUCCUCUCACGUCGCGAACUACCCAGCAAUAUCACCUACCCCAAACUCCAGGUUCGCCGCAUGCAAGACCAGGACUUCCUCUCCUACUCCGACCCGCACCUCGCCGCCUCGCUCCUCGCCGCCGCCGCGUGCAUCUGGACGCUAGGCGUGCCGCCCUCUCGUGCGUCAGCGGACGAAGAGGCCUCCCGGCGGGUCACGCUGGAGUAUACCAGCCAGGCAGCCGUAGCAUUCAACGAGGCCUUUACUGCUUCUUUGGCCGGAACAGAGCGAGAAGAAGCCCCUUCCGCGGCUGCCGAGCAUCCUGCCACGUUCGAGUCAUAUAUCAUGCGGCCGGGCAUGGUGCUGAGUCGCCAGGGGACGUUGGUCGAUCGUGUUCAGAGUCUGGCGCCCUCCGUAUGGGUGGACGUGUUGGCGCGAGCGGCGGUUGAUCUUGCUGUUCAGGGGCAUUCGGAGAAGAUCUGGGAGAACUCAAGGAUUACGGAUGGGGAGGGUGUCGGUGGGCAACAGGGUUGA
Messenger RNA from Aspergillus aculeatus ATCC 16872, 603 nucleotides. RefSeq names its product putative nucleoside-diphosphate-sugar epimerase. Lineage: Eukaryota; Fungi; Ascomycota; Eurotiomycetes; Eurotiales; Aspergillaceae. The transcript is spliced from 2 exons. The record is from RefSeq and is a predicted model, not a curated record. Bases 1 to 603 code for a protein of 200 amino acids.